CACAGAAAGGCAAAACAGUAACAAAAUGGUAAAUAAAAACAUCAAAUCAGAUAAAGCUCCCCCAUUUACUUCAAGCCAUUCACAAAUGCUGUUGAGAUGUGGAAUUCGAUUUGGCAAACUAUCUACACAUUUCAACCCGUUUUUUCAUCAACAACACUACACCAUUGACGAAGAUUUGGCAGCCGUCAAAGCACAACAUCGAAAUUACCUACCGCACAGUUUACCUCGGCAUUCGUUCAAAAGAAUAAAACUGGCGAGCACAAAGACUCGGUUGUCGUGACAGGGACGCAAAACGCUUGACAGGUAAAUUGGAACACAAAUACACUUCGGCGGAACUCUACGCAACAACACCUCUGCUGAAGGUGCUGAAUAACUCUCGAAUAGGGAAGAACUAGGUGCUAUGUUUAAAGUUAUGGGAGUUAUAAGGAUAACUAUGGGUGACAAAAAAUUCUGCUAUGAACCGAGGGAAUCCUUCAACGCUGAAAAAAUCUUCAUCCAUCGUCUAUGACGAUUCUUCUCUUGAAGACGUUUAUUUGGACAUCGACGAAGGUGACCUUAUUUCCGAACAAAGUUCCAAACACUCAAGAUCAUCUAAACUUCAAAAUAAUGAAUCUCGGCCCUCGUCAGUAACUACCACAGAGUGGGAAGAAGCAUUGGCUAGCAUGGCCAAUAGCGAAAGUUUUCCAGCUAGCACACCAGCCAGUAGUUCUGGAACAUCCCCACUGACAGGACUUUCAAGUCAGGGAGUAUCUCCAAGCAUUCACAAUCUUGAACAAGCAUUCCCUUUUAGCAUUCCGGAUGACGUUGACCAGUCUUUAUCGUCCAUGAGCGAUGUCUUGCAGGUGGAAAAAGACUUUAUGGAAUACGUCAUGUCCUUUCCUCUUAAUGUGUCGAACGUUCCAGCUCAACUGCUGCCAGAACAACAACCAACAAACUCAAAGAAACACCAAAAUGAUCCCAAUCCCAAAGUUGGAUUGGAUCAUUUGGACAAUUUAUGCAAACUUAUGGAACAGUUGAGUGAUUUAAAAGAAGCAAACAUUAAAUUGAAGCGCAGAGUACAGUAUCUGGAAGAUAUUAAGACUUUGCACGAAAUCCACAAGGAGAUGGUUGGGGAAAGGAAGGUUUACAGCUCAGGGCUCAGUGAGGAUGACGUCCAACAACUUCAAGAAUCUGGAGAAAGGACAAUUUCAGAUGAAAGUCCUGAAGAUAGCAACCAUUUAGCAGCUAUCUCUCAGGAGGAAUUGUACAAGCUGUACCGGAGUAAAACUGAUAAUCAUCUUACUGCGGAUUAUAAAGGCGAAAGAGGUCACAAGAGUCGCAGUGCGACAGCAAAUAAAGAAAGGCGGGAAAGAAGUAAGUCAGUUGGACAUGCUGGCCAUUCGAAGAACAAAAAACGUCCUUCACGUUGGUCAAAAGUGAAAGAAGUGCUCGGGAUAGAAAAAACUGAUGAAAUGUCAGUUAGUGCAUCGGAUGAUCCGACUGAUCGAAUUGUUGAUGCGAAUGAUAAAGGCAAAUCUGGUAGAAAAGAGAAUGAAAGUGUAAAAUCUUAUAAAUUGACGAAUUCUAAAUCUCAUUCAAGUGUAUUAUCGUCACGAAGUUUUUCUGAAGCUGAGAGAUUGAAAGCAUCCCCGACUGUUACUGCAAAGAAGUCUGGUACUUUAGACGCAAAAACAGCACAAGCAGCUUUGGAAUCAUUUGAAAAGGAAGAAAUAGCGAAGAAAUCACCGAAAUCACCAUGGGGCAAAAUGAAAACAAUGAUUCAAAUUCGCCGUGAUCAUCGCCAACCUAAAAGUGAGAGUAGUAGUAGUUCCCCUCGGGAUGCUAAAAAUGGCAAACAAACCAUUUUACCACCAGAGUCAACAUGUGGCCAUUCACCAAACAGACGGCAACGGUCAAGCCACCGUCCAUCUUAUCAAGAAACAGCAACUGAAAAUGAUUUUUCCGCCCACACUGGCCAGUGCAAUGGUCGGAACCACCAGAGGCUGGACCCUGGGUUUUCCGAACAGCAGCACCGACAUCGUCAAAAAUCUCCACAAAAGCACAACUAUAGAAAAUCGUCAGCCCCUCACCUAGAAUCAGAAAGUAAAGUAAAAAUCGAGAAAGAUUUGCUCAAAAAUCAACGAGAAAAUAUUGAAAUCCUCCCUGAUAAUAAGGUUACUAGAGAAAAUGGAAAAAGGAAAAAAAACAAACCUCGCCCUUUACCCCUAGAAUAUUCAGAGGAAAUCACCUGUCACUCACCUAUCAAUGAUGAGGAUAGAGAAGAGGCAAGGAGAUUAGGUAUGUCCCCUUCAACUCACAGAAAGUGGAUGUGGUCAAGAGUUAAGGAUGUCCUUAAAGGCAAACGCGAAGAUGGAGAGCCAAUGUCUGCAUCAGCUCCUUCCAGUCCAGCAUCGGUUGAAGUUUCAAAUUUUCCAUUUGAUGAGGAAAAACCUGAAUCUAAAGAACUGAACUUGGAUUCCGAAUUUCGUAAUCAAAGAUCGGAAAGUGAAAGCACAAAUCCAGUGCUGCUGCCCAAUUCAAAUCCUUCCGCAACGGUUACAGAACUGCUUCGAGAACUUCAACAAAAUUUGAGUGAUGAUUUCAAUAAGAAGUUAGAAGAGUGGCAACGAUGCCGUGACGAAGGAAUUCACAAAUCUCCUGUUCUGGAAGUCGAAAGAAAAGACUCCUUUGGUCGAAUGAGGAAAAUCAGUAAACCUGAAAAGAAAAUGUCUACUGGCGAGAAACUAUCCAAAACUGGCCAUCAGAUACCUAAAAAGGAUUUAAGUUGGUUAGAAAAAGAACAACAGAAAAUCGAAAGAGAAAUCAUCAGACUUACAAAAGAAAAACAAAAAUUCGAAAAACGAGCGAUUCGGUUGAAACAAUUAAAAGAAGCCAUGACAGAUGGCCAAAGAAAGGAAGUUCUGGUGAAAACAUCAGCUGGCGAGUUUCGUUUCGAAGGAAUAUCAGAUGCCUUCACUAAAAAACUUUACGAAUGGGAAACUAAAAAAGGAGUUAAUCCAGAAUUGUCUACAAUAGCUUUACUUGAUGAAUCUUUGAAGCCACCAGUAGAGACCGUAAUAACAGCCGCAGGAUCAAGUUCUGUUGGUUCAAACUCGACGAGGACCUCUCCGGAACCUCCCAAAAACUGCUAUCAAGUUUCCAGAGCAAGUUCCGAACCAGAUUUAUCAGCAACCCAGAAAGAUUCUAGCCCCAAUAACCAAACCGCAAGAUCAAAAUCUGGUGAUACUUUACUCUCUAGUGGUGAUUUGGAAGUUAUUGCCACUUUAGAAGCUGACAAUCCCAUCACUAUUAGACAAGAACAAAAAGAUGUUAUACACCAUACGGAAGAUGGUUAUUAUUCCCUACUGGAAGAAAAUAUGUACCUACUCGACCAAUUAAAAGAAAAGGAAGAAAUAUGUGGCCAUUUACAAAAUGAGUUAGACAGGCUUGACGACAAAACUCAAAAGAAUAAUCGAAAUCAUCAAGAAGAAAUGGAAAAAUAUCGCCAAAAAUUGUGGGAAAUACACAUGUCAAGACCAAGAGAUUUGCAAGGGUCACUGCAUCUCAUUUCUGAGUUGAAAUCACGAAUAGAAGAGUUACAAAAUUGCUCCGAUAAAUUGAAAUCCGACCGUGAGAGACUAGAAGAAAGCUUUCGGUAUCAUAGUAAUCAACAAGCAAGAUUAGCUGAUGAUUUGAUCAAAAAAAUGAGAGAAAUGCAGACUUCGGGUACUAUGGUUGGCUGCAACAGGAGUGGAUACCGCAGAAAAUGGCGUAAGACGAUGAAAUGUGACCCGUUUAGUAUAUCUAGAAUUCAUGAUUUGUCAACGAAGCUUCUGCAACAGGCAAGAGACGUCGAACAAACGUUGAUGGAACGUACCAGACAAGUCUGCCACUUGAGGUGGGAAUUGCUACACAGAGAUAUGUCAGCCGUACUCCUACAAGCUGCCUUGCACAGAGUUACUAGUCAGGGCGAGCCUGUGACCAUACUUCCCACCUGGGACAAGAGAAGAAACAGAUUCAAAAACAUAAAGGCCUGGUCAGUCGAUACUACAACCCGUAGACCGUCUGAGGAUUUAGUUUCUGAUGACUGGUUGCAAGAAAGACUUAAACAGCUGUCUAUGACACCAUACAAUGACUGGGCUAAUAUUGACUUCUCUCCCAAUGACCUCAUGACCACAGCUCAUGAAUUGAAGAGAGAAACUAUAGGAUUAUCAUUGUAUAAACCAGAGGGAAUUUCAGACUCUGAAGAAAAAAAAUCUGCUACAUGUUCCGGUGACUCUGAGAUGGCAGACAGCGAUCGUUACUAUGACACUGGAUCAGCAGUAAACAGUCGAUCUUCUUCCUUUUCGAGUGGACCUGGUGGUCUGAGAGGAUCUCACUCAGACACGAGGUUGUACGAAAGAACACGAGCCCUCCGUCGAAAUUCCUCGAGCAGUAUGAGCUGCGUGGAAGCUAGUGAUAGUUCAAGCCUGCACGACAGCAGCGACAGAGCUCACUUUAUGAUCAAAAAAUUCCCCUGGAGAACACAAUGGAGAUCUUUGGAUAAUGUUUCAUCCUCUUGCUCUUCUAGAAGCUCAAUACAAGAUGAAGACAUCAGCAAAAUGCACUGGCGGUCGACUAGAUCACGAAGCAGAGACCACGAUGCAUAUCAGCAUGACGAUACAUCGUACAGUCACUUACAACAGAAAUAUGGAAGCUUCAAAGAAAUGGACGAAGAGGCUGAAGAACCUAAAGCUGACGUUUCACCAGAAUGGGGCAACCAAUGCCUCAUAACACCAACAGCUAUGCAUUUAGCACGCAUUUCAGAUACUGAAUCAGAAAAAAGCAGAGGCUCACCCCUAUCACAUUUCGGACGAGCCAAACAAGUUAACAUGGCAGGUGGAUUCUCAAAGACAUCAAGAUUCCGUCCUAAGGAAUUUGCUCAUCCCCAACAAUAUUCCAUCAAGCCAUUUCAAGUGCAGGAAGAGGAACCUCAAUUUCCUAUAGAAUGUCACAUGCUUACUUCCAUAAGUGCUGGUGCUGAAAUUGCUUAUGAAUACGGACAUAAGAAUCUGGCUUAUCAGAGCAACACUGAUGGUAGUGUGGAGUCAUUAGAUAAAUACGAAACAGCCAUUAGAGAUGAGGAGUUAACGAUGAGCGACCAUCAGCAAUCUGGAUUGCAACGUAUUGACAGUGAUCAAGAAACUAGAAUAUUGCAAACUUUUUCAGGCAAAAGGAAUGUCGAAGAUCAUUCAUCUCAGCCCAUUAUAUCAGAAGUUCACGAAUCUUAUCCACACCACAGUGGUAUAUCUAAUUAUAGAGAAAAAGAGCAAACAGGGUGCAAUUCAUUAUUAGAAGAAUCAAAACAGUCAGCACCAGGAUCACCAAACAUUUCAAAGAUCAGGUAUAAAGGAACAAAAGGUUUUGGGCAUUCGCCUCGACAGCCUUAUAAAGAAGUAGAGGAUAUGUCUUUUGAAAAUACUAAAAGUGAUAAAAAUAAUGAAUCAUUGCAUAACGUUCCUAGAGAAUUUAACUUAUAACGUAUGUAUAAAUGCCAUAAGACAUUCUGUACUGAGGUAAAUUUUUUUUAAAGUUUUUCAUAUUGUAUAUAAAAGACAAGAAAAUAAAUUUUAAAGAUAAUCUCAA
This is a messenger RNA of Parasteatoda tepidariorum (common house spider), 5604 nucleotides long. RefSeq lists its product as uncharacterized. The record is from RefSeq and is a predicted model, not a curated record. NCBI's taxonomy places the organism in Eukaryota, Metazoa, Arthropoda, Arachnida, Araneae, Theridiidae.